CGCGGGGCCAUUUGGCCGGCGGUGCGCGGGGGCGGCCGGGCGGGGAGGUGCGCGGCUCGUUGCCUCUCUCCGGGCAGGGGGUGUCGGAGCGGCUGCCAGCAUGGGUGACCAAGCGCUCAGCUUCCUCAAGGAUUUUUUGGCCGGUGGGAUCGCUGCCGCCAUCUCCAAGACGGCUGUCGCCCCCAUCGAGAGAGUGAAGUUGCUGCUGCAGGUCCAGCAUGCCAGCAAACAGAUCACGGCCGAGAAGCAGUACAAGGGCAUCAUCGACUGCAUAGUCCGCAUCCCCAAGGAGCAAGGCAUCAUCUCCUUCUGGAGAGGCAACCUGGCCAAUGUCAUCCGGUACUUCCCCACCCAGGCCCUCAACUUUGCCUUCAAGGACAAGUACAAGCAGAUCUUCCUGGGGGGAGUGGACAGGCACAAGCAGUUCUGGCGCUACUUCGCGGGGAACCUGGCGUCCGGGGGCGCGGCGGGAGCCACCUCCCUCUGCUUCGUCUACCCGCUGGAUUUCGCCAGGACCCGGCUGGCGGCUGAUGUGGGCAAAGGAGCCAGCGAGAGGGAGUUCACUGGCCUGGGCGACUGCAUCGUCAAGAUCUUCAAGUCUGAUGGCUUGAAGGGCCUGUACCAAGGGUUCAGUGUGUCCGUCCAGGGCAUCAUCAUCUACAGAGCGGCCUAUUUUGGGGUUUAUGACACAGCCAAGGGUAUGUUGCCUGAUCCAAAGAAUGUGCAUAUUGUAGUCAGCUGGAUGAUCGCCCAGAGUGUCACUGCAGUAGCAGGGCUGGUUUCUUACCCUUUUGACACUGUGCGACGUAGGAUGAUGAUGCAGUCUGGCCGAAAGGGAGCUGAUAUUAUGUACAAGGGCACAAUUGAUUGCUGGAAGAAGAUAGCUAAAGAUGAAGGAUCCAAAGCGUUCUUCAAGGGUGCCUGGUCGAAUGUGUUGAGAGGCAUGGGUGGAGCUUUUGUAUUAGUACUUUACGAUGAAAUCAAGAAAUACGUCUAAAACUUAACAUCCUAAUCUAGUUCAAUUGUUCUCAAUCAACUUUUUUUAAAAAUGUGCUGUUGUGAUGUAGUGGACAACAAAAUAUUUCCUAGGGAAACGGAAUAAAGUUUCAUAACAUAUCAGGUUGAGAUGAGAAUACAUUCAUUUAAAAAUUGUCCACUACAACACAGUUAUAUUUUGUAUGAAAAGUCAUCCAACAUUUGUAUUGGAACCUGUGUAUAUAUUAUACUUCAAAUUUCAGGUAAUACAUUUUAUCUAGAGAUAAGACUUAGGUGGUGUAUGCCUAGUUUAAAAUUUAAUAUUCUGAUCUCUUUAUUAGAAUGAGAUCUUCAGAAAUACCUAUUGUACCACGUGGAGUCUCUAGGCUACCCACCACUCUGAUGACAUUUAUAACAUGAAUUAAAAUCAUGUUUUCUUUUAAAGCUGUAUUUUUUUUAAUACAGUAUCAAGUGAAAAGCAUGUCUGAAGAUACAAACUAUAUUAAAGCACCUGGCUGUUCCUCACUGCAGCCUCUUCACUUGACACAUACAGUUGAAACCAUCAUCUGAUCCUUCAAACAUACUUUAUAGAAUAUGGAAAUAGUGUUUCAAAAAUUCCCUUUAUCGUCACAAAGCCAAAAGUUGUCUGCUAUGAUGUUCAAUUGAACUAACUGAAGUAAUGAAAUAAAUUAAUACAUUAAUGAA
Molecule: messenger RNA, 1680 nt
Organism: Falco peregrinus (peregrine falcon)
Lineage: Eukaryota; Metazoa; Chordata; Aves; Falconiformes; Falconidae
Gene: SLC25A4
Product: solute carrier family 25 member 4
Exons: 4
Coding region: 101-997 (298 amino acids)
Biological process (GO): mitochondrial ADP transmembrane transport; mitochondrial ATP transmembrane transport
Cellular component (GO): mitochondrial inner membrane
Molecular function (GO): ATP:ADP antiporter activity
Source: RefSeq, a predicted model, not a curated record